Saccostrea cuccullata (small rock oyster) is the source of this 804-nucleotide messenger RNA. RefSeq names its product alsin-like. Gene Ontology annotation, molecular function: small GTPase binding; guanyl-nucleotide exchange factor activity. NCBI's taxonomy places the organism in Eukaryota, Metazoa, Mollusca, Bivalvia, Ostreida, Ostreidae. Gene Ontology annotation, biological process: regulation of GTPase activity; endosomal transport. Gene Ontology annotation, cellular component: cytoplasm; intracellular membrane-bounded organelle. The annotation marks the transcript as partial. The transcript is spliced from 7 exons. The record is from RefSeq and is a predicted model, not a curated record.
AUGGGAAGGCAUGUUCCAGCAGUGUAUCUCUGUAUUCAGGGUCAAAGGUCAGGAUCAACUAAAUACAGGAAAAGCCUGGGAAAAUGUGGCCAUUACAUUAUCUAAGGGAGAGAAGAGCAUCAUUGAAAUCCAUAAAAAUCCAAACAAUAAAAUUAAGAGGAUCCUAAACUUGGCUGAGGAGUUGGAAACCAUUCCUCCACACAAUAAAGGGAGGUUAACGGUGGAGUAUUACAGAGAGAUUAGGCAGUACCUACACAAAGCAUUUGACCUACCUUUUCACCCUCUGGGUAAACUUAUGGAGGGGCUGGUGGAUGUCUUUAGGGCCGCAUAUAUUGGGGUGGGGGCACAUCCCAGGCUGCUGGACCAUGCUGUGAAUGAGAUCACUUCAUUUGUUUCUCGUCUAUAUAAGUGUGUCAGGAUCCUGUUUCCUGACCUGCCUGAAAACGGAGGACCUAUUCUUAUCGAGCCUGAGACAUCAGAGGAAAGGACAGAAAGGGAGAUGACUCCUGAGGAAGACAAGUCAAUGGUUGUAAGCUGUGGCACUCUUAUUCAUCCAAUCCUCCUGCCCAAGAUUUAUCCUCCCUUGUUUGAUCUGUAUGCACUGUACAAUGAUAAGGAGAACGAGAAGUAUUGGGAGAGAGUACGGAAGUUAAACAAACAGGGCGAUGUGGGAUUGAUGGCAUUCCUAGGGAUUGACCAGAAAUUCUGGCUCCUUGAUGCAUUGCUGCAGGAUAAAUCAAAAAGUCUGUCUGUCUUGAGGAAUCACUGUUAUCUCUCCUGUAUAGAAACUCUUCAACACAUCAG